GAUAUCAAUGUUGAGAAUAUAUAAGCAUAGCUAUUUAAGUCGGGUUUUGCCACAGUGACGUAAUUUCUGGGAAGGCUGAUAUGACCUCAGACAGUAUCGGACAGACAGUAUUCUGUAAAGAUUACAGAACAUCAUCAACAACAACAUGUAUUACCUUGGUUGCCACUACGUAUAGAGUGACUGUUGUGCUUGGUCUCUGAUCAGACGAGGCGUUGUUUCGGAAUACAUCCAUCAGACAGGACGAUCUACAACAACGGGUGGACUACUGCUAUGGACCUCCUAACGCCCAAACCCGUGUCAUACAGCAACUGGAUCAUCCUGUCCUGGUUGCUCCUGCACCUGGGGCUCGUGUUGUGGCAGCUGCGUCAAGAGAGGGCGUUGUCCCGCGACACUGUUGAACUUGCCACCUUCGACAUCAUUGUGUCAACCUACGCCAUCUACCACAGCGGUUUGAGCAUUCUGAGGCUGUGCAUUGCCGGCGUCGGGGCGUUCGUUAAAAGAUAUGGCUUAAAGAAGGUUGUGUUAUAUUUGUGUUUUAUAUGUGGUUUGAGUUGUGUCAUCGUCUAUGGAUUAGACACUGGCUUCACGGCCAUGGUCAGUGUCCUGCAGCAGAAGCUAGUAGGAAGAAUCCGUGGCAGUGUUGUUGAGAUAGAUGAAAUCAGGCCUCCUAUUAACCAGCGACACAGAACCGAUUAUGCCCCAUUCAGUAUUGAAGAGCACACCAAAUAUCCCGGGGAAGACGUUGUGUUUGAGUGCCAUCAUCUACAGACGUAUGAAGGGGAAGUCGUUCCCUGGCCAGAUCAAGUAGUUUGGGAGAAAGAUGGCAAACCUCUGCACUCUUCAGACCAUAUAAACAUUACCUGGACCUUCGAGAAUGUCACUGAUGGCAAGGGUGAUAAUGAGCGCAAUCAGUACACAAUUGUCUCUAAACUGACAAUAAUAUUCAUCGACGAAACUGACUUUGGAAACUAUUCAUGCAAGGUGAAAGAGACUGCAAUAUCUAUUGUCUUCAGGAAACCAAAACCACCUAUGUGUCCCCUAGAAGAACCUCCUCCAUGCAUCUGUUUGUGUCUAUGUGAACCACCGCCGCCCCCAAAACCCAUUCUGCGAAUAACCGGAAGAAAACCUCCAAAAGAUCAUGAGUACGAAACUGUGAUGCUUUUCAGCCUUGUCCAGAUGAAAGCGCUUACCCGUAAUGUCUACGCCCCGCCUGGUGGCUUGGUGGCCUUUACUGCCACAUACGACAACCUAGGAGACAUAGACGAUGUAUCAUUUCACUACACAAUUGGUGGGGAUCCAUUCGACAUCGUUUGUGGAAACAUAUUUACAGGCUGUUCCAUAACAGUGUUGCUGUACUGGGAGUUCUGGCAUAAUGGAGGUCACAAUGAUCUAUUUUUCACAAGAUCAGGAAGUCUUCGCAUGCGAAACUCAGUUACGGGCACAGGAUGGCAAUGUGUCUGUAAGAACACAUACCACUAUCACGAGUUCUCGUUUUUUCGAACAAUCUACAACGCUUCAUCACGACGAGAGGAGAUAAGGGAAGUGAAAUAUCCACACACAAUCCUUCUGCAUCCAAGAACGCCUGACCUCUUCUUCUACAACUUCACAAACAUCCCGGACCCAAUUGCCAAAGAGCCGUGUUGGAUUAGACCAAAGAAACAGCUACUGCAUGAUUACUGCGAAAACGACGAGGCUGGCCUUGACUGGAUAAUGUGGUUCUUAACUACAUUUGAGGGACCAAUAAUGAUUUCAAUAUUUCUUGUGUUCGUCGGUAUUGCUAUGCUUACAGCCAAGCUCACGACAACCUGCCUUGUGAUUCCAGUGAGAAAUAAGAUAUUAGAAGGAUCGUUUUAUCCAUGUAAGAGAUGUGUGAAAACCGCGGAAACCCUCGGUUGUUUUAACAAGGAAGACAGUGAAGCCCCGAAGUAUGACGUGUUUGUAGCCCAUCCGGAGACUGAGGAGGCUGCUGGUCGUCAGUUGACGACCAUCUUGGAAUCUGCAGGAAACAAGGUCUUCGUACCAUGUCGGGACAUACUGAUAGGCCAGCUCAAAAUGCCCACAAGUGUGAAUGCCAUCAAUACAAGCAGACUCUUUCUUGUCAUACUGACACAGGAAUACAUACAAAAUGGCUUCAACAAUCGGUUUGAAUUGCAGCACAUUAUCCACGCAGCUUCGAGAACAGAACGCCUGAGUAAAAGGUUGUUGAUAAUAAAUUGCGAUGAUUCUUUUGUGCCAGAACCGUUCGAGGAAUGUCCCAUGAUUGACUGGAAGAAAAAUGACAGACUUGACGAAAACACACGGAGGUUGAGAAAUUGGUCAAAAGGAACACCCUGUUUUUGUGACAUUGAGAGUUCGUGUGUCGUGUCAUGAAUGUUGAUGCCUUGCGAGUAUGGUUACCAUGACUACCAGUGUGUAUCCUCGCUCUCUUUCAGGAUACAUAUUCUGUGCGUUUUUAUGUGGCGUCUCCAAACAUUACCUCAUCCACAGAAAUACUGUAAUGGAAUAUAUAUGCGACACCAGGAAAAUAGACAAAUUAGCCUGACUAAUUAUUGUAUCUUGUAGACUGAAGUCACUUGGAUGAGGAACAUUUGAGCUUUGAAAUCCCUGUAUACAUUUAUUGUUGUAAUUGAUUACAACGAAACACAUACAUGUACCAAUGUACCAAAGUCAGUAGCAUUGGAUACGUUUGCACCACCAGUCAUUUCCCCGACCAAGUUAAAAGCUUGGGAGUAAUGUUUAUAGCUAAGUGUUGAAGACUGACAUUUAUUAAAUGAUAUUUUCACAGCGUUGACAGACAUUUAUGUGUAGAUAUCACUUGGCCAGGAACUACUUCCUGUGGACAGCAAGCCUGGGCAUCGGAUGACCAACCUCAAGCGAAGAAAACUCGCACGGAUCAGCUGAUCGAAGAGUCAUUCAGUGCACCCACUAUAAGCGAGUUAGACUGACAGUGACUGUAUCUAGCUGUGUUGUGUCGUAUCCACGUCUCGCUUCGUGCAAGAUUACCUCUGUUCAAAACGCUUGAGUUACGUGCUGGCAACCGUUUAAAACUGUCAUUUUAUGUACAAAUAGUUUUAUUUCGCUUGAUUGGCGUCGAUCAUUACCUGUAUUUAUGUUUAUUGUAAAUAGUUAAUUUUUACUCAAUCGCACUCUUCCCUUUCUCUUGGAGUUAUUGACGAUUACGCUAAGACUAAAAUCGUCGUUUGAUAGAUAUAUUUGAAGGUGUGAUCUUAUUCAAACAACGACAAUAAAUAUAACAUUAACAACUGAUACA
Molecule: messenger RNA, 3271 nt
Organism: Haliotis rubra (blacklip abalone)
Lineage: Eukaryota; Metazoa; Mollusca; Gastropoda; Lepetellida; Haliotidae
Exons: 2
Coding region: 271-2370 (699 amino acids)
Biological process (GO): signal transduction
Source: RefSeq, a predicted model, not a curated record